Molecule: messenger RNA, 2642 nt
Organism: Leptidea sinapis
Lineage: Eukaryota; Metazoa; Arthropoda; Insecta; Lepidoptera; Pieridae
Product: zinc finger protein 239-like
Exons: 2
Biological process (GO): regulation of transcription by RNA polymerase II
Cellular component (GO): nucleus
Molecular function (GO): DNA-binding transcription factor activity, RNA polymerase II-specific; RNA polymerase II transcription regulatory region sequence-specific DNA binding
Source: RefSeq, a predicted model, not a curated record
AUGCCCCAAGUACAAUCAAACUUUGAUAUAACAGUGAACCCGCUCUGUAGUCAAAGGCCCAGAGGAAACGAAGUGAGGUUGGAGAAUUAUAAUGUUGAAGAAUAUAUCCAGCAUAAUAAAAAUAAAAUCUUAAUUCAAGAAUACAAUCAAUCUGAUGAUUUGAAGAAACAUAAUCGAAUACAUACUGGUGAAACGCCAUAUUCUUGUAAAUUAUGUGGUAAGAGCUUCAAUCAAUCAGGUGCAUUGAAGAUACACAACAGAAUACACACUGGUGAAAAGCUAUGUGGUAAUAGCUUCAAACAAUCAGGUGCAUUGAAUAAACUCAAUAAAAUACAUGCUGGUGAAAAGCCGUAUACCUGUAAAGUAUGUGGAAAGAGCUUCAAUCAAUCAAGUGCGUUGAAGAUACACAAUAGAAUACACACUGGUGAAAAGCCAUAUUCUUGUAAAGUAUGUGGUAAGAGCUUCAAUCAAUCAGGUGUAUUGAGGAGCCACAAUAGAAUACACACUGGUGAAAAGCCAUAUUCUUGUAAGGAAUGUGGUAAAAACUUCAAUAAAUCAGGUGAUUUGAAGAUGCACACUAGAUUACACACUGGUGAAAAGCCAUAUUCUUGUAAUGAGUGUGGUAAGAGCUUCAAUCAAUCAGGUUCAUUGAAGAAACACAAUAGGAUACAUACUGGUGAAAAGCCAUUUUCUUGUAACGAAUGUGGUAAGAGCUUCACCCAAUCAGCUGAAUUGAAGAUGCACAAUAAAAUACACACUGGUGAAAAGCCAUAUUCUUGUAAUCAAUGUGGUAAGAGCUUCAAUCAAUCAGGAGCAUUGACGAAACACCAUAGAAUACAUACUGGGGAGAAGCCAUAUUCUUGCAAUGAAUGUGGUAAGAGGUUCAAUCAAACAUGUAUAUUGAAGAGACACAGUAGAAUACAUACUGGUGAAAAGCCUUAUUCUUGUAAAGUUUGUGGUAAGAGCUUCUCUCGAUCAGGUCCUUUAAAGAGACACAAUAGUAUGCAUACUUGUUAAUAGCCAUAUUCUUGUAAUAGACCUCUAUUGAAGAGCCUUAAUAGAAAACACACUGGUGUAAAACUAUAUUCUUGUAAUGUAUGUGGUAAGAGCUUCACUAAAUCAGGUGAUUUGAAGAUGCACAAUAGAAUACACACUGAUGAAAAGCCAUAUCCUUGUGAUUAAUGUGGCAAGAGCUUCAAAUAACCUGGUGAUUUGAAAAAACAAUAGAAUAUAUAUGGUUAACGUAUAAGUUGCAUGUGGUAUGAAAUUUAAUAUCUUAAAAUAUUAUUAUAGGAUACAUUUCUAAAUUUUGCUAAUGAAUAUUGUUAUACUCAUUUGAAUGCUAUUGUAACUUUUGUACUUCAUCCUGACUUGCACUAAAUAACUUAUAAAGUUUUACAGUGAAUAAUGCUAUUUUGACUUUGACAUAUAGAUAAAUCUUGUUGGGCUAUUUGUGUCCGUAAUGGAGGAUAUUUUCUGAUGCCGUCUGUUUCGUCGAAAAUUGUAGAGAGAAUUGUUUGUUUACUGUAGAGGUUUUGUCCUAACAAUUAAAUAUUACUCAGCUUUAUCAUAGCUGCCGUGCUUGUAUAGUUAUGUUAUUGAGUUACAAUUUGUAAUUACGUUAAUUUUAUGAUUCUUGUAUUUUAUUUGUGUAAAUAGUAAGUACGAAGUGCACAGCAACUUAUUUUUUUUUUAAUAACUGUCGAUAUGUUUCGUAUACUUAGAAUAUAAGGUAGAGUAUGAGUUAUAUUAUAGUUACAUAUAUAUAGUUUACAAGGUAGAAGAAAACUUUAUAUGUAUGAAAUAAAUUGUUACAUAACAAAAUAUUUGAAUAAAAUAAAGAGUCUUUAUAUCUCUUAUUAUUCCAAACGAAUAUUAUUAAUAUUUUCUUAAUUUGCCUCAUUUAGGUGACGAUCAAGAUAAACUACAAUAGUUCAUCGAACAAUUAAUUCAGUUGUUAUUUGUCGAUUUUUAUUGGUGAUCUCAAAACAUAUUAAUAAAAGACAUUUAUUUCCUCAAAAUUUAUUCCUUUUUGACUAGUCCUCAGUAACCUCAGCAGGUUACCAACAUUUUUCCUAGUUUAAUUUAUAAAAUAUGAAGUAGUUUUGUGUCAAGCUCUUACAUUUCAUGUAUCAAGGCUAUCAGCUCGUCCAUCCUAACAGCCCCUUCCUCUCAGGUCUGAGGUAGACUAUUUUUACUCUUUCUUGGUUUAAGCAUUAAGAUUGCGAUAGUUGUACCUACAAUAUCAAUAAUUAUUACCUGUUUUCCCGUUAAAUAGGGUAAAAAUUUAGUAAUGGCAAUAUUAAUUUCCUAUUGAUAUAAAUUUCAUAAAGUAAAUACAGAUAAUAUUAUGUCAGACUAUCGCAUACGGUAUACGCUGAUGACUCGUCUAUAGAAUCCAUAGUCUAAGUAUUUUUGCCAAUUCACAGAUAAGUUGGUAUUACUAUAUGUCAAAUCGGACAAAGGGCGGGAAACUUAAGAUCGGUCGCACGUAAUUUUGAUAAUUUUUCAUUUUAUUUUUAAAUUUCAUGUAAAUAUUUAGAUAUUUUGAUCAGAUAAGUUGUAGUUUGUAUAUAUUUUAGUAGUUAGUUUGUAUUAAAGUGUAAAUUUGUUUAUUUGUGUAAAUUAAAUCCUAUUGGUAA